UCCUGGGUGCUGACGCAGCUCGGGGACAAGGCCAGCUCCCGCCUCCUGCCCACACAGUGGGCCCUUGUCUCUGUGCGUGUGGGGCUGAGAGGCAGGCAGGCACUCCCGCGGCCGCCCACAGCCAGCUCUGCGGCUUUCCUGUGGUGCCUGACCAAGAGACGGAAUCGUGCACUGGCCCUGCCCGCAGAGCAUGGGGCCCCCCCGAGCCCCCGCGCGGAACGUGCUCUUCCAGAGCGAGCGCAGCGGCCUGACCUACCGCGUGCCAGCGCUGCUGCCCGUGCCCCCGGGGCCCACCCUGCUGGCCUUCGCGGAGCAGCGACUCAGACCCGACGACACGCACGCCCACCGCCUGGUGCAGAGGCGCGGCACGCUGUCGGGGGCCUCCGUGCUGUGGGGCGCCGCGCGCGUGCUGGGCACCGCAGCCCUGGAGGGACACCGCUCCAUGAACCCCUGCCCGGUGCACGAUACGCGCACCGGCACCGUCUUCCUGUUCUUCGUGGCCGUGCGUGGCCGCACGCCCGAGGCCGCACAGAUCGCCGCGGGCAGGAACGCAGCGCGCCUCUGCUGCGUGACCAGCCAGGACUCGGGGCGCAGCUGGGGCGCAGCGCGGGACCUCACCGCUGAGGCGGUGGGCGGCGCCGAGCGGGCUGAGGCUGUCCCCUUGUGGGGUAACCAGCAGCCCCUCCCAUCUGCAGACUGGGCCACAUUUGCUGUGGGUCCCGGCCACGGCAUCCAGCUGCGCUCGGGCCGUCUGCUGGUGCCGGCCUACACCUACCGCGUGGACCGGCGUGAGUGUUUUGGCAAGAUCUGCAGGACCAGCCCCCACGCCUUCGUUUUCUACAGCGAUGACCACGGCCAGACCUGGCAGCACGGAGGCCUUGUGCCCAACCUGCGCUCGGGCGAGUGCCAGCUGGCUGCAGUGGAUGGAGGGCAGGCCGGCGUUGUCCUCUACUGCAAUGCCCGGAGCCCCCUGGGCCGUCGUGUGCAGGCGCUCAGCUCAGAUGAGGGCACCUCCUUCCUGCCCGGGGAGCUGGUGCCCACCUUGGCUGAGACGGCCCGUGGCUGCCAGGGCAGCAUCUUGGGCUUCUCGGCCCCGCCCUCUAGCAGGUCUGGGGAUGAGGGCUGGUCGGUGGGCUCCAGGAAGGCUCCCUCCCCUCCAAGCCUCUGUCCUGGAGUCCAGGCACCCCUAGAGGAGGGUGUUGGAGACACCCAAGGGGGUGGGGGGCUGGGCGGGACAGAGGGAUGUGGGGACAGCCCAGGGGACCCUGGCUCCGGGGAGCCUAGCCCAAGGCCUGGGCUCGGUGGGGACAGGGAGACCUGGAUUCUGAAGCCCCCUGGGCCCCCUGCUGCCUUGUCUCAGAGCUCCACGUGGCUGCUGUAUUCCCACCCUGCGGGGCGCAGAGCUCGGCUCCAUAUGGGCAUCUAUCUGAGCAGAUCCCCCCUGGACCCCCACAGCUGGACGGAGCCCUGGGUGAUCUAUGAGGGCCCCAGUGGUUACUCUGACCUGGCGUCUGUUGGGCCCAGCCCUGAGGGCUCCCUGACCUUCGCCUGUCUGUAUGAGAGCGGGGCCAGGGUCUCCUACGAGGAGAUUGCCUUCUGCCUGUUCUCCCUUCGUGAGGUCAUGGACAACGUGCUGCCGGUCCCCAAGCCACUUAGCCUCAGGAGCAAGCCUCAGGAGCACUGCUGGCCAUCCUGAAGGGCCCUCUGGCCAGGCUUGGCCCCUGGGAGGAGGGGUGUGGGGGCGGGCAGGGACGAUGGGGUGGCGUGACCCCAGGCCUGGGCAGAGCUCUGGGGCGCAGGCUUCAAGGUGCCUCUGUCCCUUGGGAGAGUCGUGAGGGUGGAUCUUUGGGAAGGGCCCUGUGCAAUUACACAGAGCUUCAGUUCUAAUACUUCCGAACAAACAGGGCUGGUCUUUGAGAGGGGGCGUGCAGCUGAAAGUGGCGGGAGGUGGGCUCAGUGCCCUGUAGGGGCAGGAGGUGGGCGGUGGGCAAGGGACCCUGGAUGGCAGGUCCGUGCCUCAUGGUUCUGGGGUCCUGGCAUUUGGCUCUUUAAUCUUGCUCUGCUUUCCGCCUUUUGAACAGGAAAUAAAGGGACGUUUCUCUUGAGUUCUUUCUUCACCAAAGCCCUGGGGAGGGCCCCAGUGCCCUCGCCCGCUUCUCUGACCACCGCCCCACCUUGGCCGCGCUCUCCAACGCAGGGGCCAUCAGAGGUGGGGGCAGGAUGGGGACAGGAAAGGCUCAUCGCGUUGUGGCCGCCCCCAGGUGUGUCUGGGGUCUGAGAACAGGCUGCACUUCCUGC
Hipposideros armiger (great roundleaf bat) is the source of this 2298-nucleotide messenger RNA. It is a transcript of the gene NEU4, whose product is annotated as neuraminidase 4. Gene Ontology annotation, molecular function: exo-alpha-sialidase activity. Lineage: Eukaryota; Metazoa; Chordata; Mammalia; Chiroptera; Hipposideridae. The record is from RefSeq and is a predicted model, not a curated record. Gene Ontology annotation, biological process: ganglioside catabolic process; oligosaccharide catabolic process. Gene Ontology annotation, cellular component: membrane; intracellular membrane-bounded organelle; cytoplasm. Bases 191 to 1696 code for a protein of 501 amino acids. The transcript has 4 exons.